Didymosphaeria variabile is the source of this 948-nucleotide messenger RNA. RefSeq lists its product as uncharacterized. The transcript has a single exon. The coding region runs from base 1 to 948 and encodes 315 amino acids. The record is from RefSeq and is a predicted model, not a curated record. Gene Ontology annotation, cellular component: nucleus. Gene Ontology annotation, biological process: base-excision repair. NCBI's taxonomy places the organism in Eukaryota, Fungi, Ascomycota, Dothideomycetes, Pleosporales, Didymosphaeriaceae. Gene Ontology annotation, molecular function: catalytic activity; DNA binding.
AUGGACGAUGCGCAUCAUCAGCUGUUCUCCCCUGCACAGCUCAUUGCGCGAGCUUGUGCAUCGUUGGAAUUUGGAUCUUCCCUUCUGACCCAAGCCGCGACCGACUUGUCUUCUGCAACAGCUUUGUUGAACCAUAGCAUCACACCUCGUCCGCAGCAAAGCAAGCGAAGGUCGCUCAGGAUAGCCGAUCCUAAAUCUCAAACGCAAAGACAAACCAAGAAACCGACGGUGUCUCCAUACUUCCCAGAGCCGGAGAAGAAGCCUAAAAAGAAGCCAGUCCCUGGGCCCACAAUAUCUCCCUUCUUUCCCGAGCCCUUUUCGCGUGAACGCCCACCGCCUGGUUUGAGCUUUGAGCUACAAACACCCGAGUUUGGUCUCAUUCAAGAGCGUAUCUGCGAGAGCUUGUUUGCGCUCGUCGUCCAAGCCAUCUUGUGGAACAAAACUAAGGGCACCGCCGCCCGACCUAUUCUAUGGAAAUUAUUAUGCACGUACCCCACGCCAGAAGCGCUCGCGUCUGCGGAUCCACUUGCAGUGCAAGAAAUCAUCCGUGUACUAGGUCUACAAGAGCGAAGAGCACAAUGUCUAGUCAAGCUGGCCAAUGUUUGGGUAGCCGCUCCACCAUGCCCUACGCGACGUUAUGGGCGUCGCGAUUAUCCUAAGAAAGGAGAUGGCAGAAACGUGAAAGAUCGUGAGCUGCUAGCUCCCGAUGACGAGCGAGAAGGCUGGGAGAUUGGGCAUCUCCCGGGUGUGGGUGAGUAUGCGCUAGAUUCGUAUCGAAUCUUUGGACGCGACCGUUUGCGCAGGCUUCAGGAUGCUGAGGGAGUCGAACCUGAGUGGAAACGAGUCGUUCCUAGUGACAAAGAACUUGCUCCGUACGUCAAGUUCAAGUGGUCACAAGAAGGGUGGGAGUAUGAUAUUUUGACCGGAAUCAAAAGGAAGUUACUGUAG